This is a messenger RNA of Penicillium olsonii, 933 nucleotides long. Lineage: Eukaryota; Fungi; Ascomycota; Eurotiomycetes; Eurotiales; Aspergillaceae. The record is from the annotation of a GenBank genome assembly.
AUGUGCAGCACAGACGUCACCCUAGCUGCGAUAAUGGCCGCUCUAGCCAGCGAAGUCAUCAUCCACCCGAUGGACACGAUUGUGACUCGUAUGCAAUCCGCCAACUACACUCAAAUAUACAAACACACCAACGGAAGCAUAAGCCAGUCACUCUACAAGGGACUCUACCAAGGCUUCGGCCCAACCCUGAUAGCAGGAACCAUCGGCUCAGCAGCUUUCUUCACAACCUAUGAAACAACAAAAUCGGCAUUCGAGGAUGCACGAUCUGCAGGCUAUCUGACUAGUGUACCACGGCCGGUUGGUCAUGCAGUCAGUAGUGCAGUAGCCGAGCUACUCACUUGUGCUAUUGUGAAUCCGGCCGAGGUGCUGAAGCAGAAUGCUCAGGUGUUCCAACACGCAGGCGGAAAGUCUCCGACGAUAGAGAUGUUGCGAAUGCUAAGGAAGCGACCUUCGUCAUUAUGGGCUGGGUAUACCACUCUGGUGGUGAGCCAAUUGCCUGGGAUGUGCCUGGCCUUCACCUUGUAUGAGAUGUUCAAGGAGGCUUUGCUGGAAAGACGACCGGCUAGUGGUACUGGUUCACAGCUUCAGGCGAUCGUGCUGAGUGCCUGUGCUGCUGGAGCAUGUACAUCUUUGCCUUUUGUCCCCAUUGAUGUAGUGAAGACGCGGAUGAGACUUGCGGUUGGUGAGCAGGCAACGGGAAGUCAUCAAGUCCGCAAGGCGGGAACGGGGCUGUCUCGUGUGGGUGCAUUUGCCGUUGCUGGCGAUAUAUUGCGCAAGGAGGGGAUGUCUGGUUUAUUCCGAGGGUCUGUUAUGACAUGCGUUGCUGGGGUGGUGGGGAGCGGGCUUUACAUUGGCUGCUAUGAGGGGAGUAAGCUUUACUUCCUCGGUGUGAACCAAAAGGUUUCUGCGGAUGAUGCCCUCUUUAGUGUAUGA